Molecule: messenger RNA, 777 nt
Organism: Exophiala spinifera
Lineage: Eukaryota; Fungi; Ascomycota; Eurotiomycetes; Chaetothyriales; Herpotrichiellaceae
Exons: 3
Coding region: 1-777 (258 amino acids)
Cellular component (GO): nucleus; cytosol
Source: RefSeq, a predicted model, not a curated record
AUGAACUUGAAAACGCAGCAGCAGCCGUUUCGAAUAGCGAUCCUCGAAUGCGACACACCAUUGCCCCAGACCAAGGCGAAAUUUCACGGCUACGGUGGCGUGUUCGAGUUCUUGCUUCGCGCCGGUGCAAAAGCCCUGGGUCGACCUGAUCUGGUAGAUCCAGAGACGGGGUUCGAAGUGUCGAAAUGGCAAGUCGAAUUGGAGCCAGACAAGUAUCCUGACCCAGACACGAUCGAUGCCAUUCUCAUCACCGGUUCGAAACACGACUCGUUCGCCGACACGCCGUGGAUCAACAAGCUCGUCGACUACACGGCCAUGAUCCUGUCAGAAACCAAAGUCCGCGUUAUCGGUGUCUGCUUCGGCCAUCAGAUCGUAGGACGGGCCUUGAAGGCCGAAGUCGGGAGAAAUCCAUUGGGCUGGGAGGCUGCGGUCAACGAGGUCGAUUUGUCGCCGAGAGGAAAAGAACUCUUUGGGAUCGAUAAACUGCGCAUACACCAGAUGCAUCGCGACUGUGUCCUUUUCUACCCAGACGGUGUCGAGGAGCUUGGGUCUUCGCCCGUCUGCAAAGUCCAGGGCAUGUAUUCGCCUAAACGGCUGAUGACGGUGCAAGGCCAUCCCGAGUUCAACAAGGAGAUCAUGGACGAAAUCGUCAAAACGCGCCACGCGACCGGCAUCUUUGACGACGAGGCCUACAACGAGCACGUAAAGAAGGUGGAUUUGCCGCACGACGGUUUGAUCGUGAGCCAGGCCUUUUGGAGAUUCUUACUGGAAAAAUAG